This is a messenger RNA of Stegodyphus dumicola, 1377 nucleotides long. RefSeq lists its product as uncharacterized. NCBI's taxonomy places the organism in Eukaryota, Metazoa, Arthropoda, Arachnida, Araneae, Eresidae. The record is from RefSeq and is a predicted model, not a curated record.
AUGCGAUCCUGCAAUAUUCUGCUGUCAUCGAAGCUUGCUCCCUGGCAACGAAUAGAUGCAUUGAAAGCAUUCUUUUAUCCUGCUCUCGCAUUUGAUAUGCGAGUUGGUCGGCUCCGGAAAGGUGACUGGUCAAGAUUGGAUGACUUCGCCCGCCCCCUACUGAAGGAAACGCUGAACGUUCCACCGGAGGCUGCGAAUGAAUACCUUUAUGGUGAUACUGAAGCAGCCUGCCUUGGAAUCCCACUUGCAAAAGAAGACUCAGACAUCGCUCGGGUGGAAGGGGCAUUCAAACUCCUGACAUCGAACGAUCCUGAUGUCCGGAACCUUGCCUGGGAGGAUCUGACACAGUUUAUCUCCAUGAGGAUCCGUCGCCCACCCACUAGUGAAGAGAUUGCUGCCUUCCUGUCGGCGGCUGACAUUGGUCCGUUUCAAGGGACAAGCAAUGCCUCCUCUUCACCCUGGUCUGCUGCACGUGCAGCCUCACGGCGACUUGAAACAUCAUGGACGGUGACAGAUGACCGCUCUAUCUCCAUCACCCUAGGUGGCAGCUCUAUCGACUCUUCGAAGAGACAUCUCCUGUUUCGCACACUACGAAAAGCGAAACGUUCCAGCCGUUCUGCCAAACUGAUUGCUUAUCCCAGUCAAGGCAAAGCAGUUGAGUGUGCUGCAGCGGCUAAAGCCAGCAACCACUUCUUCCGAGAGGGUACUUACACCAGGUUCGCCGACUGGCGCUUCAUACACCGUGCCCGGCUAAAUCCUGUGCCCCUCAAUGCGAAUAAACGCAACAACGCUGGUUCGAAAGGAUGCAGAAGAUGUGAUCGCCCGCUGGAAACUCUACCGCAUGUGGCCGGUCACUGUAUGCGAUAUAGCCGCCUGUAUCAGCAAAGGCAUAAUGCUAUUGUGGAAAGAUUAAAAAAGGCCGCUAUGGGACGAUGGGACGUGGAAUCGGAAACUCAGGUUGUUCCCGGCACAAACCUUAAACCGGAUCUUGUUCUAUCCAAGGACAGCUCGGUCAUGAUAAUCGAUGUCACUGUACCAUUCGACAACAGGUUGGCCUCUUUUGAAGCUGCCAGAAGAGAAAAGGAAGAAAAAUACACUGCGGUAGCUGAGCAACUCCGUGCAAGAUUUGCUGACGUCCGUGUCGAGGCAAUUGUAGUUGGUGCCCUGGGGGCUUGGGACCCCAAGAAUGACCGGAUUAUCCGCCGACUAUGCAGCAAAAAAUACGCCACCACGAUGCGACAGCUGAUCGUCAGUGACACCAUUAAGAGUACGCGGGACAUAUACAUCGAGCACCUGACUGGUCAACGCCAGGUCCCUUGGCGGGAGCGUGACAGACCAAACAACCAAAGGCAAGAAGACAAUCAAACCAUAGGAUAG